UUUACAAUUUUGUUUAACUCGCAUCUUUCUGGAAAUGUCACAAAAUAUAAUAGACGAAGACGCACAUACAUUUCGUGAAACAAAACUAUGUAUAAAAGUGACAAAUAAAGGGAUGUUCAUCAAUGGCAGCUGGAGCAAUGAGAAAUUGCUCAACUUACUCAAGGAUAAACUUGUACAACGUGACAAAAUUAAAUCUUUACCUGUGUAUACUGAUGGGCAAUAUGAUGUAUCGUUUAAUAAAUCAUUACAGUUUAUUAUCCACAGUGGAAUAUACAACGAAUGUGUCUUACUAGAACUGGAAGGGAAAGGCAUGUCGCCACACAGCAUCAUGAAGGCACUCAAAUAUGGUCUUCUUAGUCUCACUUCCGAAGAACAGAAAUAUUUUCAAGAUUUUGAAACAGAAAUGAAAGAUACAUGGACAAAGAAAAAAUUUGACGAGAAAUUGAUUUGGAAUCUGAUCGUUGCUGGAUUAACUGAAAAUCAAUGUUGGAAUAUUAUUCUGUGUGGGCUGGUGUCUCAGGAUGAAAAUAUAUUAUAUCGACUUUUAUCGAACGGCAUCGAUGUCCCAGGAAUUUUGAGCUGGCCGGGGAAAUCAAAACCAGUUACACCAACAAUGAUUCGUUUCUUAAAAAAGCUUGGAAUGGACGAAGAUACUCUUUCUUAUGUAAAAGAGAACGGUAUCGAUGAUGAAGAUGAAGAUAUGCUAAUUGAUCUCGGAUAUAAUGAAUACAAAGAAAAGGAAGUUUUAGAAGAAGUAUUAUGUGAAUGCAAUCUGACUAUAUUGGAAUCGCAUUCUACUCUCCUGGAAGCACAAACAGCAUCUGACACUGCAUCUGGUAGUCCUUCGUUAAAGUCAUUUUCUUCCUGUAUUUUAAAUAAAGCAACUCCUUUAUCGAAUGUUUCUACCUCUACACAGUACCAUUUUGCCGCUUGCACCUGUUAUUUGAAUUUAUUGCCAAAAGAAAAGGAUGGUGAAAGUCUGAAGAGAAACGAUUACUUAAGACAAAAUGUAAUGGUGCCAUUAUCAUGGGCAAUAAGUAGAGCUUUAAGAUAUGAGCCUUCAGAUCCUAUUCAUUACAUAGCCCAACAAUUGUUACGUUGGAAAUAUGAUAAUGUUCCACAAGAGGAAGUACAUAAUGCUCACCAGUUUGUCGCUUCUGUUACAAUAAUAAUGGAUCAAAGACUUAUGAAAAAACGUAAGCGUGAAGAAGAAGAUGCUGUUAGACGCUUAAAUGAAGCUGCUAUGAAAGAUAUUAUUUGCGAUGUAUGUUUAGAGCGACAAAAAUUGUAUCGCAUUAAAGAGCGUUGUUGGAAAUGUACAAGAGUGCCAAUAUCAGCGCAAGCAAAAUAAGUUUGCAAAAAGAAGCGGUAUCAUGAAUAGCGGG
Messenger RNA from Formica exsecta, 1385 nucleotides. RefSeq lists its product as uncharacterized. The transcript has 5 exons. The record is from RefSeq and is a predicted model, not a curated record. Lineage: Eukaryota; Metazoa; Arthropoda; Insecta; Hymenoptera; Formicidae. Bases 35 to 1351 code for a protein of 438 amino acids.